This is a messenger RNA of Cutaneotrichosporon cavernicola, 2430 nucleotides long. RefSeq lists its product as uncharacterized. The record is from RefSeq and is a predicted model, not a curated record. Bases 1 to 2430 code for a protein of 809 amino acids. The transcript has 5 exons. Gene Ontology annotation, molecular function: mRNA binding; RNA helicase activity; ATP binding. Lineage: Eukaryota; Fungi; Basidiomycota; Tremellomycetes; Trichosporonales; Trichosporonaceae. Gene Ontology annotation, cellular component: catalytic step 2 spliceosome; nucleolus.
AUGGCAAGCAACAGGGACGCCACCCCCGACCGCGCCGAGGUCUCGACCCCAACACCUGUGGGCGGCUCGGGUACGGCCUUUGCGACGUCUCCGGCGGCGUCGGCCGUUUCUGCAGUGUCCGCCACCAGUGCCGCGUCAGCCCCACCAUUCAUCAGUAAGGACGACUCGGGAUAUAACGCCCUCGCGGCACGUGUCGCUGCCAACGAGGCCGCCGUUGCACUCCUACAGACGCACGUUGCGCAGCUCGCCAACGCCGUCAAGACUGCCCUUCCCUCAUCUGCCCUGCCCAACGGCUCCCUCUCGGGGAUUGGCGGUGGACGUAUGUUCUCGCCCUUUGACACAGCUACGCCCACUCUCUCCCCGACGUCUGCUUCCAUGGGUGGUCGCUCGUCCACAGGCGAGGGAAACGAGAUUGCCGCCCUCACGCAGCAGAUCGCAGCUCUGUCCACGAGCGUCACACAACUGCAGCGGCUUCAGGCGCAGAACAACGCGGGUGGGAGUGGACCACAGCUCGGAAUGGGGCAGACCUCUGGCCUCCCGAACGGGCAUUCGCACCACGGCGACCCCCGCAUGUUUGCAAGAAUGAGCAUGCCUCCACUCGAAUCACCCAUUGGCGGCCCGCUCUCGCCGCACGGCCAUCUCUCUCCCAGCCGUGACUUUGGAGGACCCCGAACGCCUGUAAACCGCUCGUUCGGCUCGAGCCUUCUCAACGAUAGCAUCGACAAUGGCAUGUGGGGCGCUCCCGGCGGUGGCAAGUACGGCUGUGGAGGGGGUGCUGGUGGAGGCCGAGAAUGGGUGCCUAGCCCCGGCGGCCACCUACAGAACCAGCGCGAGCAGGGUGGCAGUGGCAUGAACAACAACAGCGCAGCCGCGCCCGGAGCAGGCAUCGUCGUCACAAAGUGGGAGCACUUACAGCUCAAGUCCGAUCUGCUGCGCUCGAUCUCCAAAUAUGGUAUUGGCCCUCCGAACAAGAUUCAGGCCCGUGUCCUUCCGUUCAUGCUCAAGGGCUCGGAUAUCAUUGCGCAGGCGCCUCCCACCCAGGAGCGCAUCAUAUCCUAUGUGAUCCCGGCGCUCCAGCUGUGUCUGACCCUCGCGCCCAUGAAAGGCUCAUUCCGUGGACCGUCCGUCAUCAUCAUCACCACGACUGUUGAUCAAGCCACCCAGUGUCACAAACUCAUUCGCAACGUUGGUGGUCCUCUGGGCGUCCGUGCUGCACUGGCUGCUGGUGCGGCCGGAUCGAGCUCUCUCCCCAACGAGGUCGCGAACAUGCAGCGCGACGCGAUCCAAAUUUUGAUCGGAACGCCGGCUAAGAUCAACGAGAUUAUGAAUGUCAGGAGUGGCGGCUUAUCAGGAGCCGAGUGCCGACUCCUUAUCCUCGACGAGGUCGACCAGCUAAUUGCGCGCAACCUGUACGAGAAUGUCCUGAGCGUUGCUCGGCUCCUCCCCUCCCCUCGCCGCGGCGGUGCUGGUCCACUCACCCCGGGCGGCUUCUCGACUACCGUUGGCAGCCCCUUCGACAACGGCGCCCACUCUCCAUUUAACCCACAGAGCAAGACGCCUUUCCCGUCGGCUCAGCCGUCACGCUUCGGGACCCCUGGCCCCAGUGGGCAGGCACCAUCCUCGUCGUCGCCAGUCGAUCGUCAGACGUGCAUCUUCUCGAACACGAUCCCGACAGACGUCAUCAACUUUUCGAACCAGUUACAGGUCCGCGACCCAGUCCGCGUCCUCGUACGCCGCGAGGGCUCAACCAACUCGCAGGAAUCGGUGUCGUCGAUCAGCCCCGGCCUCAACGUCAAGCACACAUACGUCUACCUUACGAUCACCGGGUCGGCGCGUUCCGAAGAGCAGUCCACGGACGCUGGACCAGGCACCAUUGGUUCUGGUCGCGCGAACGCGGGCGGGAUGAGCGAGGAAGCAGCACGCGCCAAGGAAUACAAGCUCGACACGCUCGUCAAGAUGCUCGACGACUACCCACUGUGGCAGGCGAUCAUCCACGUCGGCUCUUACUCAAUGCUCGAAGCGGUCGUGUACAAGCUCUCUGGGCGGCAGUGGGAGACACUGUACCUCUCGCCCGACAUGCCGCAGGGCCAGAAGAAGACAAUCCUGCAGCAGUGGCGCAUGAGCAUUGCUGGACAGGGCCCGCGCUUCCUCGUGUGCUUCGAUGUCAACCCCAAGCCGCCUGAGAUCCCUUGGGCGCCACUCGUCAUCAACUUUGACCUGCCACGAUCGGUUGAGGGCUACGCGCUGCGUGCCGCCGCCGCCGUGCCGCCCUCGUCCCGGCAGGGACAGGCACCGCCUGUCAACGGCGUCAUCGUCAGUUUUGUUCAAGCUGCUGGCGGUGACGUUGAGAUGCUGCGCUCGACCGAGUGCGCGUACCGCUUCAAGUCGGCCGAGAUUCCUUCCGUCUUCCACGACUUGUUUCAACACUAA